Durusdinium trenchii is the source of this 2823-nucleotide messenger RNA. Lineage: Eukaryota; Dinophyceae; Suessiales; Symbiodiniaceae. The record is from the annotation of a GenBank genome assembly.
AUGGCUGGCCUUUCGCCCGUUGAGAUCGGGCAGCUGGCGCAAGCGGCCACACAAGCUGCUCAAGCAGCAGCGGACGCAGCUGCGGCAUUGCGAGCAAGUCAGGAGAGACCCCAGCAAAAAUUCACUGAAGCGAGCAAGGUUGUUCGGCAGCCGGAUCCUUUUGGGAGUGAUUCUGGGGAUAGUGACAGUGAAACUUCCAAAUUCGCUGAAUUUGCCGCAAACUUCAAAGCUUGGCUUUUCUAUAGUGACAUUCGCUUUGAAGGUGACUUUCAACGCAUUGAAGGGAACAUUCAGAACUCCAUUGAAGUUGGUGGCGAAUCGCCUGAGGUUCAGGUGAGAUGCAGGCAACUGUAUUCAAUUCUGACAGGCCUUCUUCGAGGAAAACCACUUCGCAUGAUACUGCAGAUUAGUGAGCGCAACGGCUUUGAAGCCUGGCGCCAGUUGAGCCAGCUCUACAAGCCGAGGACAAAGAGUCGGUCAAUUUCUUUGCUGUCAGCAUUGAUGAACCUCCCUCCUUUCACGAAAGACCGAACUUUGCUGGAACAGGUCUUAGGGCUUGAGCGCCUUCGAGAUGAAUACAGACGUUCAAGCGGUGCUGAAGUUCCAGAUGACUUGAUGCUGUCAGUCCUUGUGAAAUGUCUUCCUGGACACAUCCGCCAACACAUCCAACUGCAGCUUACGGAGACGAGCACUUAUGCUGAGACGAGACGAGCUGUUGUCGGUUAUGAGUCCGUGACCGCCUCGUGGGCAGUUCGUUUGCUCUCCAUUGAAGAGCUUGCAGACAACGACUUCGAUGAAUACGAAGUGUUCGACUUGACGGUGUAUGACACGUUCGAGGGAUCGUGUAAGCCCAUUGGGGUUCAUGACGUGCGGAUUGCAGAGCUCCGGUUUGGAUCAGUGGCAUUUCGCGAGAGAUUUGUCAUUGCAAAUGUCACUGCUCCCUUGAUUUCGACGGGUAGGAUGGAAUUAGUGAGCCAGACUAUUUUUGCCUUGAGGAAUUUUUCAGCGCAACAUGUGGACACGACCCUCUGUCCUGCAGAAGGUUUGUGGCUUCGAACCACCUUGGUGAAGCUCAUUGACGGAGAGUGGAUUUUGGACGAGUUUGGUGAAAGCGUCAGUGAUCUAGAAUCUUUGACAACUCCAAUUGUGGCCCCAAGAGCCAUUGCGGAAGUCAUCACUAUUGCCCAUGCUGAACUCUUGCCUCCAGAAGACCUUGGUUUUGACUUGAGUGACGAUCACUUUGGUGUGUUGAAACGUGCUGCACCUCCCCGUCCUGCGGACGUCCCUGCUGCCCCAGGUGACGCAGAGGUUCCCGCUCGCGAACGUGAUGACAGCGCGGACCCCAGAGAAGUCAUUGUGAAUGGCAUGAGAUUGGACACCAACAGUCCUUUGCGGGUUCUUCGUGACGCUUGCCAGCACCUGGGACUCUCAACCAGAGGAAACAAGUUGACCUGCCUCCAGCGUAUGUGGCAACACCUACAAGCACAAGAACUGAUUUCUGCAAGUGCAGCUGAGCGCAACCUGAAGGAUGAAACCCAACGCUCUGCAAAUGCGCAGCCUCAACCCAAGGCUGGACGAGAAAUCGUUUCGCAGUUCAACAAGGUAAAGGGAAGUCCAAGGUGGUGCAAGGGCAUUUGGCUAGGCAAGACCUUGAACAAUGAUGUCCAUAUUAUUGGUGUUGGGGAGAAAGUUUUUGUCAAAAGAAGUGUUCGCAGACUCGAUCCACCUUUCAACUCUGAUGUGAUUGCUGGAUUUGAGAGCUAUCCAUGGGACUACGGAUAUGCCUCUUUGGGUGCUCAACUUGUUCUGGCCAAGAGAAUUGUUCCUCCAACUCCUUUUCCUGCCAUCAGUGUGAGAGACCCCGGCCGGCCACCGCCACGCGAUCUAGAUGCUGAGGCUGUCAUGAAUGUUCCUCCAACUCCGGAUGAGGCCCCGCCAGGAAACCCAGCAGGAUACCCAGCUCCAAAAGGUGCACCUGUGACACCACCACUUGUUGUUCCUGAUGACGUGCCUCGACCUGAAGCCCCUGAUGUAGCAAUGCCGGCUCAGGCGGGGCAACGACCGCCUAUGAUGCCUCCACCAGCUUCUGCUGUCAUGGUGCCUCGAAUGAUGCCUCCACCAGCUUCUGCAGUCAUGGUGCCUCGAGCUUCUUCAGGAACACGUGAGCGCGACGCUUCAGCCUUGGAAACGGAACCUCCUAGCAAAGCGCCGCGCGUGCCCCCAAGCAAAGCACCACGGCUGUUCCAAGAUCGAAAUGUUCUAGAGCAUGAGGACGAAGUAGUUUCCUUUGAGUUUGAACAUGAAGAAGUUGAACUUUUGGAAGAGUACGAAUUUGAAUUGCAAGAAAAUGUCGAAGUGCUAGCUGAUGCAGAAAAAGAAGUGCUCUCGUCGAGCGAGGUUGAAGCAGCCUUGGACCAGUUGUGUGUGCCAUAUACUCCGUUGGAGCCCGAGCUUGAUGAACCUUCCCUUUUGGCAUUGGACGCCCUGGCAGAUAAGGUUGAAAUGGCACGCCUGAAAGGUCUUGGAGUGCUUCUGCCUCUUUCUGAGUUGGAUACCUCAGUGACCCCAAAGACUCUGACCACUCGUUUUGUCAGGGCGUGGAGGGAUAAGAAGAGGAAUGGUGCGCAUGUGUGGUUGCGUCGUUCGCGCUAUGUGGCGCGUGAAUAUGCUUGGCUGACUCCAGAGCGUGAAGAUUUGUUUUCGCCUGCAUCAAGUUCACUGACCACUCGUUUGUUGCCAAUCUUGUUCUUGAAGCUUCGUUUGCAAGGGUUUGUUCUAGCGGCAAUAGAUGUGGCAGAUGCUUUCCUGACCGUUGAGCAGUAA